This is a messenger RNA of Suillus paluster, 3425 nucleotides long. Its product is annotated as Lon protease C-terminal proteolytic domain-containing protein. The coding region runs from base 110 to 3190 and encodes 1026 amino acids. Gene Ontology annotation, cellular component: mitochondrial matrix. Gene Ontology annotation, biological process: mitochondrion organization; protein catabolic process; chaperone-mediated protein complex assembly. NCBI's taxonomy places the organism in Eukaryota, Fungi, Basidiomycota, Agaricomycetes, Boletales, Suillaceae. The record is from RefSeq and is a predicted model, not a curated record. The transcript has 7 exons. Gene Ontology annotation, molecular function: ATP-dependent peptidase activity; single-stranded DNA binding; serine-type endopeptidase activity.
GUUUGAGGCGACGAACCCGUUCAACCUGGUUUGCGUAUUUCUAACCUGCACACUCUUUUUUUCAUUGCUUUCGUAGGAGCGGCUGGGUCAACUUUGGUGAGAAGGUGCAAUGGUUUUUGCAGGUAGCCUUCGGGCGAAUACCGCGUCUUGCGCUAAGCAAUUACGCUCAAGUCAUACUCGGACAUUGCACACAACCGCUCCACGUGCAUCACAAAGCUUGGGUACUCAGAUAGCUGCCAGGUUAGCAAGUCAAAGACAGUUUUCGACUUCCCUCGUUACCCAGGCUCGGUCGUCACCCCUUCUAUCUUCUCCACGCUGGCCAGGCAAUAAACCCCCGCCUCCAGCUCCUUCAGAGCCUGAGAAUGACGCGGCAGAUUCGAGUAGCGAGUCUGUCAAGCUUGAAAGCGCAGAUGAUGAAAGUCCCGCAGGCUCUUCUGGCCAGUCAUCACCCCCACCGUCUUCCUCCUCCGGCGGAGAUAGUAGCGACGGUUCCGAUCCACCAUCUCCAUCUCCACAACCGACACCUACUCCCAGUUCAAUAGCCAAACAAUCCGUACCAGAAGUCUACCCCCAGGUUCUUGCUCUACCCAUCGCACGACGUCCCCUCUUUCCCGGUUUUUACAAGGCUGUCGUCGUUCGCAAUCCAGCUGUCGUUGCCGCAAUCAAGGAGAUGAUGAAGCGUGGUCAACCAUAUCUCGGCGCUUUCUUGCUAAAGGACGAGCAUACCGAUAGCGAUGUCAUUACCGAUAUUAAUUCCGUUCAUCCGGUCGGCGUCUUUGCACAGAUCACUAGCGUGUUUGCUGCCAACAGUGGUACUGGUGACGACAAGGAAGAGGGUCUCACUGCUGUUUUGUAUCCGCACCGUAGAAUCAAGAUAACGGAGCUAGUCAAGGCUGGUGAACACACUAGUACUGCCAACGUACAGGAAGAGACACAAACGGUUACCCCUCCUCCCUCGCCAUCCCCCACUGAAGAUGAUGUUGCCAAGAUACUGCCAGGUCCUGUGCAAACCUCGUUCCUGCACAAGCACGCUAUUUCCAUCGUUCACGUAGACAACCUCGUAACACAACCCUACAACAAAGACGACCAGUACAUCCGCGCCUUUAUGUCUGAAAUUGUCUCCGUCUUCAAGGACAUCGCCCAGCUCAACCCUCUCUUCCGCGACCAGAUCACCAACUUCUCUAUCAAUCAAGUUGCAUCCAAUGUGUUUGACGAGCCAGACAAGCUUGCAGACUUUGCAGCAGCUGUAUCCUCUGGUGAAGUUGGAGAACUUCAGGACGUGCUCGAGAGUCUCGUCGUCGAUGACCGUCUCCGCAAGGCCCUCCUCGUUCUCAAGAAAGAACUCAUUAAUGCCCAGCUCCAGAGUAAACUCUCACGUGACGUCGACAGCAAGAUUGCCAAGCGUCAGCGCGAGUACUACCUGAUGGAACAGCUCAAGGGAAUAAAAAAGGAGCUUGGUAUGGAGUCAGACGGCAAGGACAAACUUAUUGAGAAAUUCAAGGAGCGUGCCGCUUCGUUGAAGAUGCCAGAUGGUGUCCGGAAGGUCUUUGACGAGGAACUCAACAAAUUGAUGGGACUGGAACCUGCUGCUUCGGAAGCGAACGUGACGCGUAAUUACCUCGAAUGGCUUACUCAGAUACCAUGGGGCCAGCACACCCCUGAGAACUACUCCAUCACGCACGCCCAGAAAGUCCUCGAUGAAGACCAUUACGGUCUGAAAGACGUCAAAGACCGCAUCCUGGAAUUUCUUGCUGUGGGUAAGCUUCGAGGCACAGUCGAAGGCAAGAUCAUUUGCCUUGUCGGGCCUCCUGGCGUUGGCAAGACCUCUAUUGGCAAAUCCAUCGCCCGUGCACUUAAUAGGCAAUUCUUCCGCUUCUCAGUGGGCGGUUUGACGGAUGUGGCAGAGAUCAAGGGCCAUCGGAGGACGUAUGUCGGUGCGCUUCCUGGAAAGAUCAUCCAGGCGCUCAAGAGGGUGGGGACAGAGAAUCCUUUGGUUUUGAUUGAUGAGGUGGAUAAGAUUGGGAGAGGGAUUAAUGGCGAUCCUGCUACUAACAACCUUGACACAAUCCCAGCACCUCUCCUCGACCGCAUGGAAGUCCUUGAAGUCAGCGGUUAUGUCUCCGAAGAGAAAUGCGUUAUUGCCGAAAAGUACCUCGGACCACAGGCAAGGGAAGCAUCAGGCCUCAAGGAUGCUGACGUCCUCAUCGAACCUUCCACUGUCGAUGUCCUCAUCAAGUAUUACUGCCGAGAAAGCGGUGUGCGGAAUCUGAAGAAGCAUAUUGACAAGAUUUACCGGAAGGCUGCGCUGAAGCUCAUCCUCGACCUUGGCGAGACGGUGUUCCCUGAACCAGUCUUGGUUGCGUCUACUAGCGCGCCCGCCUCGUCCACUUCCUCAGAUCCUCAGGCCAAGACUAUCGAGUCUCAAGAACCGCCCGCCAACGAGUCAAAUGAAGUCACAUCAGAGGAAAGUCAAAGCAAGGAAUCUGGUGACCGCAAAGCUGUAACGACACAAGAGCGCCAGCCACUCAAGAUCCCUGACGACAUCCACGUUCGCAUCACGCCAGACAACCUGAAAGACUACGUCGGUCCCCCUGUCUACCACAAAGACAGGAUGUACGUGUCUCCUCCACCACCAGGCGUCAGUACUGGUCUAGGAUACUUGGGCAAUGGGUCGGGCGCUGUCAUGCCUGUCGAGGCUACCAGUAUGCCUGGUAAGGGAGGAUUGCAGCUGACUGGUAAAUUGGGCGAGGUUAUCCGCGAGAGUGCGCAGAUUGGGCUUAGUUGGGUGAAGGCGCAUGCAUACGAGCUUGGGAUUACCAAGACGCCUGAUGAACAAUUCCUCACGGAUCGGGAUAUCCAUGUCCAUAUGCCUGAGGGGAGUAUCGGGAAAGAAGGUCCUAGUGCUGGGACUGCUAUCCUAUCUGCCUUUGUGUCUCUCUUUACCAAGACGAAGAUCCAUCCAGACAUCGCGAUGACUGGCGAGAUAUCGCUCGUCGGCCAAGUGCUCCCGGUCGGCGGUCUCAAGGAGAAGAUCCUAGCUGCCCAUCGCGCAGGGAUAAAGACAAUCCUAGCACCCGCAGCCAACCGCGCCGACAUCGAGGAGAACGUCCCAGAGAGCGUCAAGACAGGCAUCCGCUUCGUAUACGUUGAAGACGUCCGGGAGGUCCUUCAUGAGGUGUUCCGAGGCUGAGGAGAUUGUUGAGCGGUGGAAGGAUACGUUAUCGAUAUAGUUUUUGUUUUGGAUUCUUUGCUGCAUCAUUACUUACUUAUUCUAUUUCGUGAGAUUGACGAGAGGCUGGUUGAUUACUUGCUUUGAUGUUUGAAUCGCGCAUUUGCAUAACUAGAGUUGACUACACAAUGGCUGUAUUUUACACGAUACUAAACCCUACUCAUCGCACGAAUUUUUUGCUUUGGUUCCACAGUUG